CUUGCACUACUUUUUGCUAGCCCUUGAUGUGAUAUCAAAUACACCAACAUUGUUUACUUAGUACAGACACUAUUCUGCCCAUAUAUUGAACCGGCUUGAAUCCUACUUAAUCAGGCCAAGUAUAGGGAACACACCACAGCGGAUAAAAUCACAAUGGCUCAAACUCCCCAGCAGCGAAGAGCAAAUGAGAGAUAUGCGAAGCAUGAGGCUGCAAAACGAGGCAAAGGGCAGACCACAGCAAAACCAAAACAGAAUUCAAAGUCCCCAGUGUCCACUGGAUGGCUGGUCAUUCUUGCAUUUGUUGUCUGCGGGGGAGUUGCAUUCGAACUUCUGAGAGUCACUCCAGCGAUAUGGUCAGCUGCGACCACGAUGCUAGGUCGCUUCAUUGCCUAGGUAGCCGCUGUUAGCGAUGCUGUAAAAUACAGAGUGCUUUUCGAAGUAUGCCACCUAUUCGUGAACCUCAGCUUUCCAACAUUUCGAAGCCACAUCGAAUUCAUCUGUUGAAUAUUCGACUCUCAACGAAUAUCAAGCAGAAAUGAUACUCUCUUACGUACGUGAAUAUCUCUCACGCGCAUAUUACAAUUAU
Molecule: messenger RNA, 586 nt
Organism: Aspergillus novofumigatus IBT 16806
Lineage: Eukaryota; Fungi; Ascomycota; Eurotiomycetes; Eurotiales; Aspergillaceae
Product: RAMP4 family protein
Exons: 4
Coding region: 154-393 (79 amino acids)
Cellular component (GO): endoplasmic reticulum
Source: RefSeq, a predicted model, not a curated record